Molecule: messenger RNA, 5606 nt
Organism: Quercus lobata
Lineage: Eukaryota; Viridiplantae; Streptophyta; Magnoliopsida; Fagales; Fagaceae
Gene: IYO
Product: RPAP1-like, carboxy-terminal protein
Exons: 11
Coding region: 130-5274 (1714 amino acids)
Source: RefSeq, a predicted model, not a curated record
GUCCAAGUGUUGAGCCCUCUUCACAAAACCUCUCUCACCUCACCUCUCCCUUUUCUUUCCCCUACUCAUAAACCCUUCUCUUCACAAACCCCACACCUUUCACUCUCUCAUUCACUCGCUCACUCAGUCAUGGACAAAAAACAACAACCCAAACGCAGAGACUCGAAGGCCUCAUCUCGCUCCAAGGUUUUCGGCGCCAGCUCGCUCCAAAUCGGCGGCGACGACGACGGCGGCGUCGUUUCGAACAGCUUGAUCGGUUCAAUCGUCGAGAAAGGAAUCUCCGAUAACCCUCCGCCUCCCACUGCGCCUCCCAAGCUCUCCGUCCUCCCUUUCCCCGUCGCUCGCCACCGCUCCCACGGCCCGCAUUGGGGUCCAAUAGGUAGUGUAAAGGAUGAUAAAGAUAGUGACAAUACUGAGGAUGAUGAGGAAGCUAAAAGUUUAAUGAACUUUGAGCCAAUAGCGCCUUUUGCCAAUCCAGUGCAGAGGAGGGAGAAAAAAGGAUUGGAUUUCAACAGUUGGAGGGAGAUUGUCCCGGGCGAUAAUUUAUCCAUGGCCAAUAGAGUGGAAGAAAAUCUCUUAUGCACUCAGAAAACUAAAAAAGAUAGAAAAAUGGAUGUAGAACCAAAUAUACAUGCCUGUGGGCGUCAAUAUAAAUCUGGUGAGGCCAUGAGAAGUGUGUCGGAGGAUGGAUGUUUUAGUUCAGUUACUGACAUGGAAUUAGAGAACUUGAACCAACCAAAUCUGAAGGAGAAUGUUAAAGAUGCCAGUCCAGUUGACUUCAAGGGCGAACAAGAAUUUGUGUCCAAAAACAACCAUAUUUGUUUGGAGAGAACAGAAUAUGACAGUAUCGGGUUUCCAGAGGUUCUAAGAAGGCGGGAGCAAUCGACCACAGUAUCUAAUUCCAGGUCCAACAACUUUGGUAAUGAACAAGAGUCCAUGUCUCUUGAGAGUCAAAUCGAUGCUGAGAAUCAUGCCCGAUUACAGGAAAUGUCACCUGAUGAGAUCGCUCAAGCUCAGGCAGAGAUAAUGGAGAAGAUGAACCCUGCAAUUAUAAAUGCACUAAAAAAGAGGGGUCAAGACAAACUGAAAAGGCAGAAAGGCUUAAACUCAGAAUUAGGAACCAAUAAUGCCGGUGUUGAGUUUCCAGAGGUUAUAAGAAGGCAAGAGCAAUCAAACAUAGUUUCUAGUUCUAAGUCCAACAACUUUGGUAAUGAACAAGAGUCCACAUCUCUUGAGAGUCAGAUCGAUGCUGAGAAUUGUGCCCGAUUACAGGAAAUGUCACCUGAUGAGAUUGCUGAAGCACAGGCAGAGAUAAUGGAGAAAAUGGACCCUGCAAUUAUAAAAGCACUAAAAAAGAGAGGUCAAGACAAACUAAAAAUCCAGAAUGGCUUAAGCUCAGAAGCAGGCACCAAUGGUGAAGUGAGUAAUCCUCAGAACAGGAAUACCCAAGAUGCAAAAGGUUUUGCACAUUCUGACAGUGAUUUCUCUAGUAUGUUGACAACAAACACUAAAGAUACACAAAGUAGGCAAGACAAAGGUGAAGUACAGAAGUUAGUAGGCACAACCAGUAGCAGGUUGUGGAGUGCCUGGAGUGAAAGAGUUGAGGCUGUAAGGGACUUAAGAUUUUCCUUGGAAGGGACUGUUAUUGAGAAUGAUUUUGUCCAGGUACCUGGGAGUGGGAAUACAGAAGCAACAAUGGUGGACUACUUGAAUGUCUCAAAUGGUGAUAUUUCUGUUCAGAAUAGGCAUAGUGUUGAUAACGUUUCAGAGCGGGACUUCCUGCGGACAGAGGGUGAUCCUGGUGCAUCAGGUUACACAAUCAAAGAAGCUGUGGCACUCACUCGAAGUGUGAUUCCAGGACAACGAGCCCUUGCUUUGCAUCUGAUCUUCUCAGUUCUUGAUAAGGCGUUACAUAAUAUUAAUCAGAAGCCAGUUGGAUCUACUUUGGGAGAUGCUAACAAACUUGACAGAUCUACUGACUGGGAGGCUAUCUGGGCUUUUGCACUUGGCCCAGAACCUGAGCUUGUUUUAUCACUGAGGAUAUCUCUUGAUGAUAACCAUAACUCUGUAGUUCUAGCUUGUGCAAAAGUUAUUCAAUGUAUAUUAAGCUGUGAUGUGAACGAGAACUUCUUUGAGAUCUCGGAGAAAAUAUCGACUUAUGAGAAGGAAAUCUUUACUGCCCCUGUGUUCCGAAGUAAACCAGAGAUUGAUGUUGGUUUUCUACAUGGUGGAUUUUGGAAGUACAGUGCUAAGCCUUCUAAUAUUAUUCCUGUUGAAGAGGAUGUGGUGGAAGAUGAGUCUGAGGGGAAGCAUACAAUUCAGGAUGAUCUUGUGGUUGCUGGACAGGAUUUUGCUGCAGGUUUAGUCCGGAUGGGAAUCCUUCCAAGGCUUCGCUAUCUAUUGGAGACAGACCUUACAACCUCAUUAGAAGAAUGCAUAAUCUCUAUACUUGUUGGAAUAGCAAGGCAUUCGCCGGCAGGUGCAACUGCAAUCAUGAAAUGCCAAAGGCUUGUUGAAACAGUUGUCCGCAGAUUUACUAUGAAAGAUAACCUACAAAUUCAUCCUUCAAAAAUAAUUUCAGUUACUCUUUUGAAGGUUUUGGCUAGAUGCAACAAGAAGACCUGUAUUGAAUUUUUAAAGAAAGGGACUUUCAGAACUAUGACAUGGCAUUUGUAUCAAUGUGUUCCCUCCCUUGACCACUGGAUAAAAUCAGGAAGAGAAAACUGUAAACUCUCAUCAGCUUUGAUGGUUGAACAACUACGUUUUUGGAAGGUCUGCAUUCAGUAUGGAUAUUGUAUAUCAUACUUUUCAGAUAUUUUCCCUGCCUUGUGCUUGUGGCUGAAUCGACCUACAGUUGAAAAACUUAUACAGAACAAGGUUCUUACUGAAUUUGCUUCCAUCUCUAAGGAGGCAUACCUUGUUCUUGAGGCUUUGGCUAGAAGACUUCCAAAUCUCUUUUCUCAGGAUCGUGCUGGUGAUAAUACAGAGGUCUGGUCUUGGAGUUGUGUUGGUCCAAUGGUUGAUUUAGCAAUGAAGUGGAUGGCGUUGAAUAGUGAUCCACACAUGUCUAAACUCUUUGAAUGGCAAAAAGGAUUAGGGAGGGACUUUAUCACCCAAGAUUUUUCUCUGACUCCCUUGUUGUGGGUGUAUUCAGCUGUCAUGAACAUGAUUUCGAGAGUGCUUGAAGGGGUGAUCCCAGAGGAUAGGGUUAACCUGCAUGGUGGAUUCGUACCAUGGCUGCCAGAGUUUGUUCCUAAGGUUGGGCUCGAAAUUGUCAAAAAUGGAAUUUUGAGCUUUUCAGGUGCCAAUAGUUCAGAGCAUCCUGCUAGCUCUUUCAUUGAGGUACUAUGUUAUUUGAGACAACAAAGUAACUAUGAAACAUCAUUGGCUUCUGUAUGUUGCCUUAAUGGAAUUGUCCAGGUUGUUGUAAACAUUGAUAAAUUGAUCCAGCUAGCCAAGAAUAACAUCCAUGGUUCUUCCCAAGAAUAUAGCAUCUCAAGAGAAGGGAAAACACUUGAGGAUGGGAUACUUAAGGGUUCUAUGGUUGAAUUGAGAAGUCUGUUGAAUACUUUUAUGAAGUUAGUUGCUUCAGAGUGGCACCUUGUUCAGUCCAUUGAGAUAUUUGGCAGGGGAGGCCCUGCUCCAGGGUUGGGUGUCGGCUGGGGUGCCUCUGGUGGAGGAUUUUGGUCUGCAGCUGUUCUGUUGACACAAAUAGAUGCAGGAUUUCUCAUAUACUUGCUUGAAACUCUUCAGUUUGAGUCUUCUACAGAUACACCAACUGUUGAAGAAAUGACCUUUAGUAUGCAAAGGAUCAAUUCUGCCUUGCUUGUAUGUUUGACUGCUGGCCCAAGGGAUAGGGUUAUUGUGGAAAAGGCAAUAAAUGUUUUAUUCUAUAUCCCUGUUCUAAAGUUCAUUGAUCUCUGUACUCGACGUUUUCUCCACCUUGAUAAGAGAUUUAAACCAUUUGUGUGGGAAUAUAAAGAAGAGGACUACCUGGUUUUCAGUGAAACAUUGGCUUCUCACUUCAAGAACAGAUGGUUAUCUACAAAGAAAAAGUUAAAAGAUGUGGGCCACAACAGUUCUGGAAAUAAACCAUUUAAAAAGGGUAGUGUUGGUCUGGAUACCAUAUAUGAGGACGUGGACACAUCAAAUAAGAAUAGUCAAGAUUGUUCUUCUUUAGUAGUACAGUGGGCUCACCAGAGACUGCCACUUCCAAUGCACUGGUUUCUUAGUCCAAUCUCAACCAUCAGUGAUAGUAAGCAUGCUGGCCUGCAAAAAGAUAAGUCACAAAAUCUUGUGCAGGACCCUAACAGUUUGUUUGAAGUUGCUAAAGGUGGACUUUUCUUUAAUUUAGGUGUUGAAGCAAUAUCCACUUUCAAUUCCACUGAUGUCCCCUCUCCUGUUCAGAGCGUUCCAUUAGUUUGGAAAUUCCAUUCUUUGUCUGUAAUCUUACUUGUUGGAAUGGGUGUGCUUGAAGAUGAAAAGAGCAGGGAUGUUUAUGAAGCUUUGCAAGAUAUCUAUGGGCAACUUCUUGACCAAGCGAGGACCAGUAUAAGCGUUGACAUCAUUUUGGAGAGGAAUGCAGAUUUAUUGCCAGAAUCUAGGAAUAAAAACAAUUUUGAGGUCCUAAUGUUUCAAUCUGAGAUUUUUGAGAGUUACUCAACCUUUAUUGAAACUCUUGUGGAGCAGUUUUCUGCCAUAUCUUAUGGUGAUUUGAUUUUUGCCCGGCAAGUAGCAGUUUAUCUACACCGUCAUGUUGAAGCUCCUGUACGACUUGCGGCCUGGAAUAUGCUAUCUAAUGCUCGUGUUCUUGAUCUUCUACCACCUCUUGAGAAAUGCAUUGCCCUGGCCAAAGGAUACCUAGAACCUGUUGAGGACAAUGCUGGUAUUUUGGAGGCGUAUUUGAAGUCAUGGAAUUCUGGUGCCCUUGACAGGGCUGCAACUCGAGGAUCAGUUGCAAAUACACUGGUUCUCCACCACCUUUCUUCUUUUAUCUUUAACUCUUACACUGUUGAUAAGUUAUCUCUGCGCAACAAGCUUGUAAAAUCUCUAUUGCGAGACUACUCCCAGAAGCCGCACCAUGAGGGAAUGAUGUUGAAUCUUAUCCAAUAUAACAAGCUAACCACAUCUCAAAUGCCUGACCAAAAUGGUUCACCACUGGAGAGAAGCAGUAUGGAGAAGAGGUUCGAGGUAUUAACAGAAGCUUGUGAAGGAAAUUCCUCUCUGUUGACUGUGGUGGACAAGCUAAAGUCCUCCUUCAAAGAAAUCUUGUAAAUACAUAGAACUUAUAUAUAUUAGUGUAUGUGCGAGAAAGAUAUGAAGUCGGGGGGACCAACCUAGUUAAUUCACUACAAUGUUCUGUAAAUAUGAUCAGAGCAACAAGAAAAAAGAAAGAUUGUCAAUUUUGUUUUCUAUAUCUGCGACAUGGGUAUACUAUCCUGCUUAUUUUGUAUGUUCUUCCUAAGAGUAAGAUGCUAAAGCAGAGUUGCUAAGGGGAGAAACUGUCUUGGAAAUGAAACCAGCAUGUGUAUGAUAUCUGGGCAAAAGCUUCAAUGAUGAAUUAUUCAGAAAAGUUGGAAACACCUUUUCCGCAUUUGUGCUUGGUA